AUGUCAGCUAAAGGUAAAGGAGGUCGCUCAAAGAAAUCCGGAAAGAGCACCAGCAAGUCUGCUAAGGCGGGUCUUCAGUUCCCUGUAGGUAGGAUCGGCAGAUAUCUAAAGAAAGGCAGAUAUGCUAAAAGAGUAGGUGCUGGAGCCCCUGUCUAUAUGGCUGCGGUACUUGAGUACCUUUGUGCUGAGAUAUUAGAGCUGGCAGGCAAUGCUGCAAGAGAUCAUAAGAAGACAAGGAUCAUCCCUCGUCAUAUUCAACUUGCUGUUCGAAAUGAUGAAGAGCUCAGCAAAUUUUUAGGAGGUGUUACAAUUGCCUCCGGUGGUGUCAUGCCCAAUGUGCAUUCAGUUCUCUUACCUAAGAAAAGCAAGAGUAAGAAGAUGUCGCAGUAG
Messenger RNA from Eimeria acervulina, 390 nucleotides. Its product is annotated as histone H2A, putative. Gene Ontology annotation, cellular component: nucleosome. Gene Ontology annotation, molecular function: protein heterodimerization activity; DNA binding; structural constituent of chromatin. The record is from RefSeq and is a predicted model, not a curated record. The coding region runs from base 1 to 390 and encodes 129 amino acids. The transcript has a single exon. Lineage: Eukaryota; Apicomplexa; Conoidasida; Eucoccidiorida; Eimeriidae.